Molecule: messenger RNA, 1428 nt
Organism: Moneuplotes crassus
Lineage: Eukaryota; Ciliophora; Spirotrichea; Euplotida; Euplotidae
Source: the annotation of a GenBank genome assembly
AUGUCUUUCACUCUUAUAAGGCUAUUGAACAAGAAGCCACACAAAAAGCAUGAGAUUGUUCAAGAAAUCCCAGAAGAACUUGAUGAAGAUAAAAUUUCAGAACAAAUAGAGUCAAAAGAAAAGAUUCUAAUCAUCGGAUCUGGAAUCAUGGGAAUCAAUUCAGCAUAUUUCCUCGCAAAGGACGGAAGAUAUGAUGUCACAGUGAUUGAGAAAGAUAACCCAAUCAAAGGCGCGACUGAGCAGAAUGGGAAUGCUCUUACUUUUAUACUUUAUCCAGCAUGGACCACGAUGAGCAUUAAGCAAGUUAUGAAAGAUAUUGUUACUUUUAACUCCACUCCUACUUGUUAUUUCAGGCUUUCUUUACUCUUUGACAAGCAUUUCAGGUUCUGGGCUUGGAAGUACUUAAAAUGUAGAGACAAAGAGUGUGUGGAGAAAUCUAACUCAGCCAUGAUCAAACUUGGAGCUACCAGUUAUAACCUCUUUGAUGAUUUCAUCAAAGAUUGUACAGAUAACAAUCCAGAUGUUGUUGAAUAUCAUCCUGAGAUAUUGACAACUAUAUAUAAAGGACUAACCAAGGAUGCAAUUGAAGGAAAGAAAGAGCUUGUAAAGUUUUUUCAGAAUUAUGUACCUGAUACACAAGUUGUCUCUCCUGAAAAAUAUGAUGCUGAUUUUGUAUAUCAAAUUCCAAUAAGAUGCUUAAAUUCAGCAAGAUUUGUGGACUAUAUGAAGCUCAGACUCUCUGAUAAAUACGGAGUCACCUUCAUCCAAGGAGAAGUCAAAGCCAUCACUUGCACGGAGACUCAUGUCAAGGCGGUAGAGUAUGCUGACAGGAUGGCAAGGGUGAAGAAACUUAAAAAUUUCGAUAAGUAUAUCAUCUGUGCAGGAACUGAAUCGAUCAAUAUUGGUGAAAUGAUGGGACUUAAAGUGCCAAUAAUGGGAUUUAAAGGACACAGUCUUAACAUCUUUGUCAAAGAUAGAGAUAUUAUAGAUGGAACUCAUAUUCACAUGCCUGAAACUAUUUGCGUAUCAAGAGUCGGGUAUAAUACAACAGGAAUGGUGAGAGUUACAGGCUUUGCUGAUGUAGAUGGAAAUAAUCUCAAUCCUAUUCCUUGGAGAAAAGAUAUGUUAACAAAGCUUGCCAAAAAAUUUGUCAGUGAAGAAGAUUAUGAUGAAUCAAAAGCCAAUCACUGGGUUGGCUUAAGACCUGUCACUGCUGAUGAUGUUCCAUUGAUAGGAAAAUCAUCAAAAUUCUCUAAUCUAUUCUGGAAUACAGGCCAUGGAUCUAGAGGAGUAAUUCAGUCUAUUGCUUCUGCUCUUGUUCUUCACUCGGUAAUAUCCGAUUCAGAUUGUCCAGAAGGAUUGGCGGCUAAAGAUUAUGAUCCAAAAAGAUUUGAUAUCUAAUCAAUCUUUGAAACAUCUCAACAGGGG